AUGCCACAAAAUGUUAUUCUCCAAGGACCGUCACCCUGGGGAUUCAGGCUCUCAGGAGGAAUAGAUUUUAACCAACCCUUAAUCAUAACCAGGAUUACUCCUGGAAGCAAGGCUUCAGCUGCAAACCUGUGCCCUGGUGAUGUUAUUAUAGCUAUUGAUGGUCUAGGCACAGAGAACAUGACACAUAAUGAUGCCCAGGAGAGAAUUAAAGCAGCUACACAUCAGCUGUGUUUGAAAAUAGAGAGGGCAGGAACUAAAUUAUGGUCCCCACAGAUUUCAGAAGAUGGCAGAGCACAUCCCUUCAAGAUAAAUUUGGAAGCUGAACCUCAGGAAUUCAAGCCUAUUGGUACAGCUCACAACAGAAGGGCCCAGCCUUUUGUUGCAGCAGCAAAUAUUGAUGACAAAAGACAGGUAGUGAGCUCCUCCUAUAAUUCUCCAAUUGGGCUCUAUUCAUCUGGCAAUAUUCAAGACGCGCUGCACGGACAACUGAGGGGUCUCAUUCCUAACUCAUCACAAAACGGAUGCAGCACUCCUUCGGGGCUGGACUGCGGCAGUGGGCGCAGCACCCCCUCCUCCAUUGGCACAGUCAGCUCCAUCUGCCCCACCGAGCUGAAAGCCGUGUCUAAGAUGGCCCCUAAUGUUCCCCUGGAAAUGGAGCUCCCCGGUGUCAAGAUCGUACACGCUCAGUUUAACACGCCCAUGCAGUUGUAUUCAGAUGACAAUAUCAUGGAAACACUGCAAGGCCAAGUUUCUACAGCUCUGGGGGAAACACCUGUCAUCAGUGACCCAUCUCCCAACUCCAUGUCUCAGUCUGACGUGUACAAGAUGCUGCACGCCAACCAGGAGGAGCCCAGUCAGCCGCGCCAGUCUGGCUCCUUUAAGGUGCUCCAGAAUUUAGUCUCCGAGGAAGAUGGGCGCCCUGUGGGAACAAGAAGUGUGAAAGCACCUGUAACAAAGACACCUACUGCCAUGCCUGGUGUCCAGAAAGUGCCACUAUGUGACAAAUGUGGGAGUGGGAUUCUAGGGACGGUGGUGAAGGCACGUGAUAAGUACCGGCAUCCAGAAUGCUUCGUGUGCUCUGACUGCGAUCUCAACCUGAAACAAAAAGGCUACUUCUUUGUGGAGGGCCAGCUCUACUGUGAAGCUCAUGCACGCGCCCGCAUGAGGCCACCGGAGGGAUACGAAACAGUCACGGUUUACCCAAAAUGCUAG
Cinclus cinclus is the source of this 1212-nucleotide messenger RNA. It is a transcript of the gene PDLIM3, whose product is annotated as PDZ and LIM domain 3. Gene Ontology annotation, cellular component: stress fiber; Z disc; filamentous actin. Gene Ontology annotation, molecular function: actin binding; muscle alpha-actinin binding. Lineage: Eukaryota; Metazoa; Chordata; Aves; Passeriformes; Cinclidae. The transcript has 8 exons. Gene Ontology annotation, biological process: heart development; actin cytoskeleton organization; muscle structure development. The record is from RefSeq and is a predicted model, not a curated record. Bases 1 to 1212 code for a protein of 403 amino acids.